CCUUAUACCGAGAUUGUUCUGUUUAUCGUCACAGUGAAGUGUGAACUUGGGCCAGGAAAGGUCACGUCACAAAUGUCAGCGGAGAAGAUGGAGAAGACAGAGAAUGUGGCCAAUGGAGCAGGGCCAUAUGAGGAAAAAGAAAGUGCACUCAGUCCUGAAGACCUGUCCGAGAUGCUGGCAGCAGGGACCAAGGAGGUUCAUGAAAAAGCUGAGAACACGCAAUUUGUGAAGGAUUUCCUCAGGGGACGUAUCCGCAAAGAGCUCUUUAAGCUUGGCGCUGUGGCACUUUACUACACGUAUGCUGCCAUGGAGGAGGAGAUCGAAACGAACAAGGACCACCCACACUUUGCCCCUCUGUAUUUUCCUGUUGAGUUGCACCGCCAUGAAGCUCUUGCUCGUGACCUCGAAUACUUCUAUGGGCCAGAUUGGAAGAGCCAAGUUAGAUGCUCUGAAGCCACCCAACGUUAUGUGGAUCGUAUCCACCAGGUGGGACAGGAGGACCCAGUGUUGCUCGUGGCUCACGCCUACACCCGCUAUAUGGGGGACUUGUCGGGGGGCCAGGUGCUGAAGAAGGUGGCACAGAGAGCUUUAAAAUUGCCACCCACAGGAGAAGGCCUGGAGUUCUAUCAGUUUGAUGGCAUCCAUAGUGCCAAAGCAUUCAAGCAAUUGUAUCGAAGUCGGAUGAAUGAGUUGGAUCUGGACGUGGAGACUAAGGGAAAACUGGUGGAAGAGGCUGUCAAAGCCUUUCAGUUCAAUAUGGAGGUUUUUGAGGAGUUAGAAGAGAUUGGGAAAACAUUCCAGGAAGAUGUUUUAGAUGCUGGCAUGGCUGUUCAUGGAGCAACGGGUGGAGACAUCAGCAAAUGCCCCUACUAUGCUGCACAAAUGGCUGCAUCAGGUGGAACAGCAUACGUCUGUCAGCUGGCAAUGGCUGUUCUCAGACACCCAACCGGACAGGUCCUGUUUGCCUCGUGGGUGGCCGCCUUGGCUGGAUUAGCUGCAUGGUAUCUGAUGUAAGCUUGAUAACCAGCUGCUGUGAGUUAAAAACAUGUUGAGGAAAGGGCACUAGGAGGACUAGGACAUUUCCAUAAACCCGUGAUCAUUUCAUGCAACCAUAAAGAUAACAUUUUGAUGUUCAGUUUCUAGGCAUCAAAUCUGAACUAAAUAUACCACAGGGCCAUUAGCAUGUAAGUUCCAUCCAUAAAGCACAAUGUUUAGCUAUUUCUCUUAUAUGUUUUAUUUUUCUACCUCCAUUCCAAUAUCCUUCCAACCACUGUCCUUCCAGUGUGUUUGGUCAUGACUCAGACUUGCUGCAGAUUGUCUGACUAUAGCAGAUGUGUCACAGUAACUACUUUUCUGGAUGAUAUACCGUCCUAGAUUGUGAUUCAAAUACUAUAUGGCAUUUUAAGGUAAUUUUAUAUCACAGAUAUAAUGUUGAAGAAGCACUAUUAUAAAGCUCUUUUUUUAAGAGCUGUUACAUUUUUAAUUACGGUAUUAAGGAAAUUCAGAUAAAUAGGACCAUUUAAUUAAAAUAUUGUAAACGAAACAUAAGAAAAGACAAACCCCCAGUUAAAGCAAUAUAUAAAAUACACUGGGGUUUUGUGAGGAAAAAAAUGCACUUAGAUCUAUAUAAAAAUUUGUCAUUGGAGUUUGUAAGUAAUGAAUUCUUUGAAAGGCUCCUGGUUUAAUUCCUCUAUGAUGUUGAUGGGAGUUUUUGUUUUUGAGUUUUUGCCAGAUAUUCAGCAACGUUGACAUUCCAGCUCAUUUGUGUAACUGUGCUUUAAUCUAUCACUGAAUUUAAACAUGAUUUCUUCUGGCAUCUCAGUGGAGCUUUGAAACUAAGUUUAUUGGAUUAAUUUUUCCAAAUAUUCUAGCUGGAAGACUGGCCUCAAAUAGCACAGUAUCCUCAUUUGCUCAACAUGUUUGUGCAGGGGUGAAAAGGUAAACAUGAUAUACGUCAUGCCCAUUUACAAUAUUAUCGGAUAAAUUGAUUAUUGCGGCAGACCUAGAUAGAAGUGGUACCCCCACUUCCAAGCAUGAUUCAUGCAUGGAAGGGUUUUUGCAAACGAUUGCUGUUUAUCUUUAAUCAGGUUUGAUGUGGAUAUGUAUUGUUUUACCUUAUACUGUAAUGUAAAACCUGUUGGAUUUAUUAUUUAGCCUAAUGUUUCCUAGAAGUUUUGUUAAAGUAUACUCAGACAGGUGAUAUGAAGCAAUUCUUUUUUUUUUUUUUUUGACAAGUAGUUGAUCAAUAAACAAUUUUCAGAUGCUCGUGAUUAUACAGAUAUUAUGAUCUGUCCUUGAUGCAUGUUCACUAGGGUUUAUUCCUCAGUUUUUAAUUAUGAGUUUUUUUCUUAACUACCUAUGAUUGCACAGCAUAACCUAAUAUGCCUCGAUGCAACAUAUAUCUUUACACUCCACAUCAAGAUUUUCAGGACACACACUUAUAAAUCAAAAUAAAAUAGAUUAACAAUAAGGUCACUAAGUUACACUUAGAGCAAAAUGUUAUUAAACAACGAUUUAGGUUGUAAUGGGAUAAUUGGCAUUUAUGAACCUCUCAUUUUUUAUUUCAGGUUAAUCUACCCCAAGGAGCCUAUAUUAGGACCUACAGUAAAUGUUAAAUUAGUUGAGUGAAACGGUUCUUUUUCUUUUUUGUAGUAAUUAUGCUUUGAGUACUUUCUUGAAAUUGUAACUCAUAUGCAUGAUGGGUAACAGUUGGGUGGGGUACUGGUUUAUUGUUCAUUAAUAUACAGUAUAAUCUUUCAAGCAGCUCAGCUCUCGUUUUCCAUCCACUGGUUGUUCUUCACAUUAUUUUUAACCUCUAAUCACUAACCAUUAUUGUGUCUGGUAAAAAAUCCCAUUAAUACUCCUGAUUUUUCAUCGUAGAUUAGGAGAAAUGUUUUAUAAUGUGUGAACUUCAUGCAGUGUUCAAUGGUUAAAGUUUAGUAUUUGCUUUGACACAGUGAGAUUUUUUGAAUUUUGCAUCAUUUUAACACGGAACCAAAAGAAACUUGCUCUUGUCUGCAUUGCUGCCUGUUGCAUGUGCUUUGUAAGGUGCAUUUCUUCUGCAUUAGGUAACAGCAGUGGUGUAACUGUUUAUUAUCAGACAUGGCAAAGCAAGUGAUUUAUAUUUGAGUCUCAGGUUCAGUAUUAUCAACUACAUGUGGUGGACUUGUACAUACUGCCUAAUGUACUUGUGCAGUUCUAUGUAUAUUUAAGGGUUUCUUGUAUCUCAGGAGUACAGGUCCUUACGGCCAUAAAUUGAACCUUUUCAAGUAAUGUGUGCUGAAUUUUAAUUUUAAUGCAGUUUUAUUAGCUCUAUGUCUAAAGCUUUAUUAGUGACUGGCUAGAGGCCUCUAUUGUACAAGGUUGAACAUUUUGGAUUGUUGUGCUGUCAAUAAUGAAAUAAACAGUUUUCCUCUAAAUAC
Molecule: messenger RNA, 3422 nt
Organism: Cololabis saira (Pacific saury)
Lineage: Eukaryota; Metazoa; Chordata; Actinopteri; Beloniformes; Belonidae
Gene: hmox2b
Product: heme oxygenase 2b
Exons: 6
Coding region: 73-1014 (313 amino acids)
Biological process (GO): heme catabolic process; heme oxidation; response to oxidative stress
Molecular function (GO): heme binding; heme oxygenase (decyclizing) activity
Source: RefSeq, a predicted model, not a curated record